Molecule: messenger RNA, 1609 nt
Organism: Nezara viridula (southern green stink bug)
Lineage: Eukaryota; Metazoa; Arthropoda; Insecta; Hemiptera; Pentatomidae
Source: the annotation of a GenBank genome assembly
AAAAGUAUAUCGGUUAUACCAAUUCUUCACACAUAAUAACUAAAAUUUUCAAGUAUUAGGAACUAUUUUGCCUUUAUUUUUAUUCAUAAAAUCGAUUAUUUUUUUUUUACCGUUCUUGUUCUUGGUCUUGCAACAAUUAGGCGGUCUUGGUCUUGAUCUCGCAAGACCAAUUUUAAGCAACACUACCAUACACGAAGCAAACCUAAACAAGGUACAAGUUUAACUUAGCCGGCGAGAGAGUUAAAGAAAAGUUGCAAACUAAUAUGGCGGAGGGACAGGAUUAGAAGAGGAUCAAGGAGUUUGCAGUAGCCUCAGCUUUAAUUACUUGAUGCCGGAAAGCUGCCCUGACGAAACGUACUCCGCACGAUGUGGUCUGGAGUUAUCCGGGAGUUUCUCCAACUGGGAUUUACACUGGGAAGCCGGCUGUUAUUUCACUCACCAUUUAACCAGGAGGUCGCUUCAUUACCAUUAACUAAUUGUUGGAGCAAUCUGUGUGGGGACCUAUCAGCAGCCCGGGGGGCAUCACCUACCGAUUGGGGCGCUCUCUGGAAUCUGCCGCACCUAAUCACCAGAUUAACUUCGGGUAGAUGUCUUUGGAUUAGGCUGACUCACCGCCUCCGCUACAACUCCUCUGUCUAUCAUUACUUAUACAAUUAGUUUAAUUAAAACUGGAAAGUACAUUACAAUAUUUUUUUUUAUUAAUCAAAUUUAAAACUGUAUUAAAAUAAAAAUUACCCAGGGAUGGCCAAUUUUUAUUUUUCACACUCUUAGAAUUUAAGGACAUAUAUAGAUCCUCGGUGAGCUCAGAGGUCAAGAGAAAACUUUUGUUGAGCACAGUACUUCCUGUCAUGACAUAAAGGUUGUGAAAUAUGGGUAAUUGACCAAAAGACUUGUCACAAUGAAUAUUUUGUAGAUAUCUAUUUUUUAUUCGUUUUUAUCCAUUUGCAUUGUAUGUACAAAUAAAGGUUAUUAUUAUUAUUAAAAUAAAAAUACAACUAGUAAAUAUGACUCAGAGAAAUGUAAUGACGUGAAAAACCUUGUGGAGAAACUACCCAUUGCUACUAUUCUAAUGUGAUGUUUAAAUUAGAAUACUACGAGGACAUCUUUUCAGAUUUCUUUGGAGGUUAGCAGGGAUCGAAGAGGAAACGAUAUUAGAUAAAAGAGGAAUCGGAUGGUUAUGAAGUAUGUUAUAGAAGACUUGUUUAGAGGAUAGGUACUGACAUUCAAUGCAAAUUUCGGACAUAAAUAAAGCUCUCGAUAGGUAAACUAAAUUAUUAGACAUGAUAGCUUUCAAACCAUUCUAUGAUAAUUGUAAUUCGGUAAGGAAUCUCCACGAUAAGUAUAAUAGAUAUGUCCGAGUUCAGAAUAGUGAAUUUCUUAUUGUAUAUAUAUGAAUCAGACUUGUAAUAAGUUGCUACCUGAACCUAUAAUUACGUUUGAAACGAGAGGAUUCAGAUGGUUCUGAAGUUUAUCGUGAAAAAUAGGUGUCUGGAUUAGACCACAUCGGAAACAUGUGGAACGUUAAGAUCAUUAUGAAUGAUUUUAUUUUGAGAAAGUAAGAAGCGUGUUGAGGAUUUUACAAAGCGUUUUAUAAAGUAAGGAUUGAAAC